This is a messenger RNA of Rhizophagus irregularis DAOM 181602=DAOM 197198, 1930 nucleotides long. The record is from RefSeq and is a predicted model, not a curated record. Lineage: Eukaryota; Fungi; Glomeromycota; Glomeromycetes; Glomerales; Glomeraceae.
CGAUCGCACAUCUUGAAUCAAAAUUAAAGUUUUAGUCAUGAAGGUUAUGGGAUGGUUAUUUUUUAAAUGUCAUAAGUUUCACUAUCCUCAGACCUCGUCAGUUCUCCAAUAAUUGAGCUUACUAAAAAAAUAUAAACUAUCCCCAGACCUCGUCGGUUCUCCAAUAAUUGUAAAUUACUAAAAAAAUAUAUAAAUAUACUGAAAAAAGAAGCUGAACAACAAAAAAAAGUAUAUCAAUACAGUGUAACAGCGUCUACAAGGAUUCAAUUAAAUCAAACAAUACGCUAAGCCAAAGUUAAAUUUAAAUAAGAUGAUUUUUGGACUAUUUGAGAAUUUUGGAAUUUAUGAUUGUGUUUUAUUCUUAACAUUAACGUAUGUGGCAUAUUACUAUUACAAAUAUUUUACUCGUGAAAAUCCUUUACCUGGUCCAUUCCCAUUCCCAUUAGUUGGUAAUUUUCCUCAAAUUUUGUGGUUUAUCGGAAAUAUUGAAAUGUUUUUUAAUUGUUGUUACAAGAAAUAUGGUGACAUAUAUGAGAUUUAUACUAUAAAUAUACGAACUAUAGUUUUAUGUCAAAGAAAAUACCUUGAUAACAUUUUAUCAAAAAAUACACAUGAAAUGAAAAUUCCAAAAUGCAAAAUACUAACAAAAGAAUUGGGAAGUGAAGGAAAAGGAUUAACGUUAAAUAAUGAUUAUAAAUCGUGGAUGUUUAAUCGUCAUUUUUUUAAUCAAGCUAUUUUGUCACCAAAAUUUACUAAUGAAGCUAUUGAACAGACAAACAAACUUUUCAAUGAAUUAGAAAGUUAUUGGAGUAAAUUAUUUCUUAAAGAAGAAAUUAUUAAAGAAAAUAAAAAUAUAUUGAAUUUUUCUGAAUGGUUUCAAUAUUACACAAAUGAUAUUACUAUUAAAUUGUUAUCUGGUAAAAGAUCUUAUUCAAUGGCAACUUAUUUUAAUACUCUUAGUGAUGAAAAAGCUGAUUAUCCUGAAGAUGCUGUGAAAUUGUCUCAAACAUUUCAUAAACCAAUUACGGAAUAUUCAAUAUUUUUCGUAGUUCCUCCUUUCAUACGACAUAAUAUUCCAUUUUUUAAAAAUAAAGCAAAUAGUAUACUUCAAACUUUGGAUAAUGUCAAUCAAACACUGGAUGCAAUAAUUAAGAGUCGUAGACAAGAAAUUGAAGAUACAUCAUUGAAUGAACCCUUACAGAAUGAUAUGUUGACAUCGAUGAUCAUCAAAAAUACUCUUCGUGAUAAUAAUUAUAUCGAAACUGGUGAAGCCAUGAGAUCUUUGACUGAUGCCGAAAUUCGCGCUAAUAUGCAAGAAGCAAUUAAUAGUGCAGCUUUGAAAAUUGGGAAUAUGCUUUCAUUCAUUGUUUAUUAUAUUGCACAUAAUCCAGAUGUGAAAAAGAAACUACUAGAAGAAAUUGAUAGUAUAUUCCAAGGUGAUAAAAUAAGACCAAUUACUAAAGAUGAUUUUUAUAGUUUAAGUUAUUGUGAAGCAAUUGUAAAGGAAGUAGCUCGCAUUUUUCCAGUAACACACUUGAUUACAAGAUAUAUUGAUAACCCUAGCGAAACAGCGGAAUAUCAUUGGCCAGCUGGCACAUUGUUUGUAAUUAAUUCUAAAGUUAUUCAAAAUAAUGAUGAUGAUUGGGAAGAACCUAAUAAAUUUAACCCUGAUAGAUGGAUGGUUGAAAAUUUUGAGCCAAAUAAGAAUUCUUUUCUUAUGUUUGGUGGUGGAUCAAGAUUUUGUCCAGGAAGAAAGUUAUCAAUGAUUGAAUUAGUUUGUUUGACGGCUUUAAUUUUUAGAAAAUAUGAAGUUGAUUUAGUAGAUAUGAAUGCUCCUAUUAAAGUUACCAGUGAUCCCGGUUUAGUUAGAUGUCUCAGUUUAUUAGUUGAAAUUAGACCAAGAAAUUGUUAUGUUGGUGCCGAUUAUUGA